Messenger RNA from Candidula unifasciata, 432 nucleotides. The record is from the annotation of a GenBank genome assembly. NCBI's taxonomy places the organism in Eukaryota, Metazoa, Mollusca, Gastropoda, Stylommatophora, Geomitridae.
AUGGGUAAGCCUAUGGGACUGCACACAGCUCGUAAGCUGAAGGAUCAUCGUCGUGAGCAGAGAUGGCACGACAAGGAUUACAAGAAGGCUCACUUGGGCACCAGGUGGAAGGCUAACCCCUUUCAGGGAUCUUCCCACGCUAAAGGCAUUGUUUUGGAAAAAGUUGGUGUUGAGGCCAAACAGCCCAAUUCUGCUAUCCGAAAAUGUGUGAGGGUACAGCUAAUCAAGAACGGCAAAAAGAUCACCGCAUUCGUUCCCAACGACGGCUGUUUGAAUUUCAUUGAAGAAAACGACGAAGUUCUGGUGGCUGGUUUUGGUCGUAAAGGUCAUGCCGUCGGUGACAUUCCUGGUGUCCGCUUCAAGAUUGUCAAGGUCGCUAACGUAUCUCUACUGGCCUUGUUCAAGGGAAAGAAGGAGCGUCCUAGAUCUUAA